Messenger RNA from Malaya genurostris, 2764 nucleotides. RefSeq names its product elongation of very long chain fatty acids protein AAEL008004. Gene Ontology annotation, molecular function: fatty acid elongase activity. The coding region runs from base 499 to 1488 and encodes 329 amino acids. The transcript is spliced from 6 exons. Gene Ontology annotation, biological process: very long-chain fatty acid biosynthetic process; fatty acid elongation, polyunsaturated fatty acid; fatty acid elongation, monounsaturated fatty acid. Gene Ontology annotation, cellular component: endoplasmic reticulum membrane. NCBI's taxonomy places the organism in Eukaryota, Metazoa, Arthropoda, Insecta, Diptera, Culicidae. The record is from RefSeq and is a predicted model, not a curated record.
UCUUAGUUCGUUUUUAGUAGGAGCGUGGCAGGAGUCAUGAAUCGUUACCGAAGGGUUCACGUUCUAGAUUGGGAAUUGAUCGCGAGGUUUGUAGCUUUUAGAGAAAAAUCUUUAUGCUCAGACUAGAAAGAAUUCAGUAUUGCAACUGCGUUCGUCCACUACGGAGUUAUUGAGCUCGGGUUCUCGAGUAACUACGAAAGCCAAUUCUUAUCACAAUCGACCGUAGAAGUGUCAACACAACUUAUAGCGGAAGUUCUCUUUGUGAUCAGAGUACUCUAUAACAGAAUGUCGGCAUAGUGCCCUAGAAUUUGGUCAAAACCGGUGACACUAGUUUCGCCUAAAAGGACAUGUGGGAAUUAUACUACUUUCAGUGAACGGUUUAACACGGUAGCUUGUUUGCCCGGUACGGUUAAAACCUUUUCUGAAUGCGGUAAAGAUACUGUAUGAGAUUUGUGCAUCGGCAGUUCAGUGUUUUCGGAAGUUGAUUAGAAACGAGUGAUGAUGGUCAGCAUGGAUUCGCGAGACAAUUUCACAGACAUCUCUUGGGCGUCCAACUAUAUUAUGAAGAUGGCGAUCGACGAGUAUCAAACGGAGCGGAACUGGACCCGGUUGAUUUGUCAGUAUUGGGAACUGGUAGAGGAAGUUUUGGCAGAUCCCCGGGCUAAAGAUCUUCCCUUCAUGGGCAACCCGCUGCCAACGCUUUGGAUGGUCACGACGUAUCUUGCAUGGGUGUUGGUGAUCGGCCCAACAUAUAUGCGUGAUCGCAAACCUAUGCAGUUGACCAGGACACUGUUCUACUACAAUCUGUUCCAGGUACUACUGAGUGCUUACAUGUUUUAUGAGCAUUUGAUGGCCGGUUGGGCACGCGGUUACAGUCUCACUUGUGAACCUGUGGAUUAUUCCGAUGGUGUGCUUUCGAGAAGAAUGUUUGAUUUGUGCUAUCUCUAUUACCUGUCGAAAUUGACCGAGUUUGCAGAUACUGUUUUCUUCGUACUCAGAAAGAAGAAAUCACAGAUAUCAUGGUUGCAUCUAUAUCAUCAUUCGUUGACUCCUAUCGAAACUUGGAUAUUGACCAAGUUUUUGGCCGGAGGCAACACUACUCUACCAAAUAUUAUCAACAAUUUCGUCCACACGUUGAUGUACUUCUACUAUCUACUUUCGUCGAUGGGCCCCCAGUAUCAGAAGUAUCUUUGGUGGAAGAAGUACAUGACCGAGAUACAAAUAGCUCAAUUCAUCAUUUGCAUCGUGCAUGCCAUCCUUGCACUGCUCACCGAUUGUAUAUAUCCAAAGUUCAUAACGCUUCUGUUGUUAUGCAAUGCGCUCAUAUUCUUCGUACUGUUCAUGAACUUCUAUCUGGACAGCUAUAAGAAGGUGUGCACACAAAUUAAAGUUGACACCAAGGAGAAUUUAUUGGAUACGGAGAAUAAUAACUGUGUAAUGUUGAAGGAAGCCCCAAACGAACGGCGGACGGCUCGCAACGACCAGUAGUCUUUACAGCUAGUAAAAGUAGUAAGUGAGAACAAAAAAUAAACACACAAAGGAAGUCUGAACGGGAACUACUAGUGAUUCUAAUGUGUCCGAUAUGACACGCUUGUAAAUAACAGAUUUCAACCAGCUAUGCACGAUUGAUACCCACGUUUUAUACUUAAUUGUAAUGAACAAUUGUAACAUGUACUAAAACCUAGCGAUAGAUUUAUAUUAGAUGUAAGCUUUCUGUUGAAGACUGUGUAAUAAUGUGACUAUAUUUAUCAGUUUAGUGUUAUUCUAUUAAGUGUAAAUAAAUCAACUAUAUUCUACCGUUGCGUAGUAGUUCAGUUUUCUAUCAUUGAUCUUGAUGGUAUAACACAAUCAGCAUUGUGGAAUAAAUUUGCUUCAUCAUUUUUGAACUCUGCUUCAUGUAACGUAUUCCGAAGAACAUGCUAAAAUUUCACGGCAGGGCAAUCCGUACAUUAUAAACACCAUUCUCCCUUCAAUAGCUACUAUAAAUGGCGCUAUGAUGAACGAUAAUCGUCCUGUAACUAUAGUUGUGUAUUCGUUUGCCCCCCACUUAUUGCACAGAACUCGUGAUAAGCAACGAAUGUUUGACCUUGAACUGGCAAAUUGCUUUCUAGGAAAAUCCGGUGAUCGUCUGAAUGAACGGAAAAUCGAUUCUCAACGCCGCAUGUAUUGUAGCGCCGUCAAAAGCAGUAGAACGAAGUACUUUUUGAACGAGUACUGAUAAAAUAUUCAACAUAAGUGAUGGGCUAAUUUGUCUUCAAUGGAGUUUAACAUAUAGGUCAGAUAAGUCAUCUUACAUGGAUAAAUUACAUGAAAAAAUAGGAUGCUCUAUUCGAUCGUUUCUUGCAAAAAAAUAAAAGACGGGUUAGUAAUGUCAGAGGCAUAACUGGAUAAGGUGAAUACGAAUAAAACUGAUAUGCUUUUCCUCACUUCGGAAAAUUGUUGAGCGAAUUCUAUACCUAUUUAUUAUAAAAAAGGUAAACAAACAGAAUAGAAAUACAUUUAUGUCUAAUCUUACCUAAAAUUUGGAAUAAUUUGGAAUUUUUCAUGUGACUGUGAGUUAAAUGAUUGCGACGACCGACGAAUAAUAUGUGAAAAAAAUCAAAUGAAUCCAAAUAUUUUCAAUUUAUAACGCAAAACAUUCGUAUUUUUGUAUUUUCAGGGGAACCUUUUGGGAAGUGUCAAAACAUAUUUGGUGAAUUGUUGUACCUGAAACAUAUAUCAAGUUAUUAGUUAAAAAUGAGAUAAAUAAACAAAAUCUGCUCGA